AACGGGAAAUUAGUUGGCUGUGUGUGUAAUAUGUUGUCUCUCCUUUGGCAAGGUUAUGUUGUCUAUUAGAGAGGAGAUACAGCAGGAGACGCGGAUAGAGUGGAGUCCGGUCUGGGCUCUAUUCCUGCCUGCUCACAUUCUGCUGAGUCAGGAGCUUUUGUGGAAGUCAGUAACAGCAACUCAGUGAGGCCACGAGCCAGAGGGGCUGGUGGGAAACUGCUACAGCAGUGGACCCGGCUGAUGAAUCUACUCGUUACUCCAAACAUUUCUCUGUUGAUUAGCAGACCUGCUUAGGGAAGAUCAGGCUGUUGCAGUCAGGCAGCAUCAUGGAGGCUGGAUGCGUGGUUGCCGCGGUGAUUGAGAAUGCUGCCUCAGGACCCCAGGGUGAACCAGGAAGUGGUGACGUCCUUGAGGGAUAUGUCAUCCCAUCUGCUGACCUGGACAAAGAAGAUGCCUUACUUCAAGCCACCAACAAUAAUCCUCCAGAGGAGAAACAGCCACAGGAGACAUCCACUGCCAUGGUGAGGAGCGAUGACAUCACAGAGCACCCAGCUGAGCCCCUCCUGCGCUCCUGCGUCAGCACGGCUAGCAUGAAGGUCAAGAACAUGAAGAAGCUGACGUUUCCCAGAGGUCACUUCCCCAGGUUGGAAGAGUGUGCCCAUUUCCACUAUGAGACGGUGGACUUUGGCAACGUUCAGUUGGAAUUCGCAGAGGGGCAGAGUGAAGGACCGAAAGCUGGUCUGGACUCCAAAGAGCUGGUCUUUCUGAUCCAGAUCACUUGCCAGGCUCGAAACUGGCUUGUAAAGAGAACCUAUGAAGACUUCAGAGUGCUGGACAAACAUCUGCACUUGUGUAUCUAUGACCGCCGUUACUCCCACCUCACCGAGCUGCCCCGAUACGACACAUUAAAGGACACUGUGGAGACAGUAACCAAGAUGCUGGCCACCUACCUGUCCCGCUUCUCAGCCAUUGCUGACAACAAGAUCAACUGUGGUCCGGUGCUCACAUGGAUGGAGAUUGACAACAAGGGGAACCAUAUGCUGGUGUCUGAGGAAGCCUCCAUCAAUGUCCCUGCUAUCGCUGCUGCCCACGUCACCAAACGUUACACAGCCCAGGCCACAGACGAGUUGACUUUUGAGGUGGGGGACAUUGUGUCAGUCAUAGACAUGCCUCCCAAAGAAGACACAGGCUGGUGGAGAGGGAAACAUGGCUUUCAGGUUGGUUUCUUCCCCUGCGACUGUGUUGAGCUGAUAAAUGACAAGAUUCCCCCCAGUGUUCAAAGCUCGGUGCCGAAGCCAGGUACUCUUCAGUGUGUGUCUGUCUUUCUGCUUACGAUUCAUUUUCAGACCUGCUCCCAGGAUGUGAGACUGAUUGAUUUGAAGUGGUUAUGUGUGUGUGCGCGUGUCUGUGUGUCAUGUCAAUCAGUGUGUAAGAAGCACGGGAAGCUGGUAACGUUCCUAAGGACUUUUAUGAAGUCUCGACCGCCGCCUCAGAAGCUGCGGCAGCGCGGCAUCCUCAGAGAGAGAGUGUUUGGCUGUGACCUGGGGGAACAUCUCCACAACUCAGGACAUGAGGUCCCGCAGGUUGUCAAGAGCUGUGCCGACUUCAUAGAGAAAAAUGGAGUUGUGGACGGAAUCUACAGACUGUCUGGGAUCUCCUCUAAUAUCCAGAAACUGAGACACGAGUUUGACUCCGAACAGAUCCCCGACCUGACCAGGGAAGUCUUCAGACAGGAUAUCCACUCAGUGGGCUCACUCUGCAAGCUGUACUUCAGAGAGCUGCCCAACCCUCUGCUCACCUACCAGCUCUACGGCAGAUUCUCAGAGGCCGUGUCUGCAGCCACUGAUGAGGAGAGGCUUGUCAAAAUCCACAACGUCAUCCAGCAGCUGCCUCCUCCACACUACAGGACUCUGGAGUACCUAAUGAGACACCUGUCCCACCUGGCCACCUUCAGCCCCAUCACUAACAUGCACACUAAAAACCUGGCUAUCGUCUGGGCGCCUAACCUCCUCAGGUCCAGACAGAUCGAGUCGGCCUGUUUUAGCGGCACAGCAGCGUUUAUGGAGGUGCGUAUCCAGUCGGUGGUGGUGGAGUUCAUCCUCAACAACACCGAAGCGCUUUUCAGCGCCAAACUCAAUGCCAUCAUACGUGAAAGCACAGGUAACAACACCUUAUCCCGACCCAAAUCCCUGCUGGUCUGCUCCCCAUCCACAAAGUUGCUGUCUCUGGAGGAGGCCCAGGCUCGCACUCAGGCGCAGCUGAGCUCCCCGGCCACCUCCCCCUGCCUCACCCACAGUGACUACAUCGAGGUCGGGGAAGGGCCCGGAGCUCUGCUCGGCAAGUUCCACACAGUCAUCGAGCUCCCGAUGGAGAGCGGAAAGCGGCCUCCUGUUAAGGCUAAGAAGUCUCCUGUGGGGAAUUGGCUCUCCUUUUUCCACCUGGGCAAGUCCCACUCCGUGUCCAAACGUAAACUGAAGCGACACCCCAGCGAGCCUAACGAGAUAAAGAGCAUUGCACUGCCAGGUGGAAGAGGAGAUAGCGGCACAUUGCGCUCCACCAAAAGUGAGGAAUCUCUCACCUCUUUGCACAAUGUGGAAGGAGAACCCCCAAGUUACCGUUCCCGCAGACCUCGUUCGACUAGUGAGGCCGUUUCUGGCAUCUGUAGAGACGACGUACGCAACACCAGAAGUAAAGACAACCACAGAACCCGGCCACUGAAUGGGAGUCAUAAUGGUGCUGAUCAUGUCCGCACCGCAGCGUGCAUUUCGCCUCCAUACCAGGAGGAUGAUAUCGAUCUUUGUCCACCCGCUGCGGGCAUCUAUAGUUUGGACUUUGACCCCAUGUCAUUUCAGUGCAGCCCACCCUCAGCGACGCCUGGGCUGCAGCACAAGAACGAUGGACAGAAAUGGAGGAAGAGCGCAGGGUGUUCCGGUGAAUUAGAGCCCAUCGCCUCUCCUAACAACAACAUCCGCAGCUAUCAAUCUCCAGAUAUCAGCCCUGCUCUUGGUAAAGGUGGAAAAAAGGUCACCUCCAAGCCGCUCUCCCCUAAACUCAGGAAGAAAUCAUUUAAGACGCAGGCAGAUGUUCAGAAUGCAUCCCCCUCUCCUCCACCUCUUCCUUCUUCCUCCCCCCCAGUGGAGAGAUGUGAAACUCGACUGGCAGAUGGAAAGGAGCCGAGAGCGCCCUACCCACACUGCAGCCCAAUCAGCACAGCGAGCCAGGGAUCAGCCCUGACCGACCUCAGUCAGUCUGCACAGAAUCUGCCCGAUCCAGGAACAGAUAGACUUAUGAGUUCAGUGUCUGUUCUCCCUCCUCACCCUCCCUUGACGAGUGCUGCGCGCAAGCUGGCGUUGGCUCUGGCUGAAUCUGCCCAGAAGGCCAGCAGUGGCUCCCAUAGAAGAAACAACGUCCCAUUGCACCCCCUGAGACAGGAGGCUCCUCACACCCAAGAUAGACCGCCCCGGCCCUCUGUUCUUGAUCUGAAAGGAUACCCCCAGGAGUACCAUCAUGUCUCCUCUGCUUCCCAGUGGCAGACAUCAGCUCACAGCCCUGUGAAGAGCCAACGCUGCCCUCAUCCUGUUCAUUUCCAACCCGCGUACCCCGGCUCGGAGCCGUCGCAGGUCAUUGACAGACAGGAAAGCGUGGGCAAUUUCACACCUAAUGUCAGCCCGCUCGGGUCAGGGAGCUUGGAUGAAGGCAGCGCAGAGAGGAGGGACCGCAGGGAGGAAAAAGAGUUUAUAGACACCUCACAAACAGAACCAACCUAUCAGAGUGUUGGGGUUUCAACACCCACCCAGCCUGUCUGCUCCGCUCAGAGCCCGUCAACUUCUCCUGUAUAUGUGAACACCGACUCUAUUAAUGUAUUUAAUUUCCGCGCUGUUCUGGCGGAGACCUCCAUGCCUGCCUCAGUCGAGGAGGUCAUUCCACGUCCAUCACAGCCCUCCUCAACCCAUCACUACAGCCCAGAGGAGGACAGACGUUGGGGCCUCGUUGAGGAUAUCUACAGCAAUCAUCAUCAUCAUCACCAUCAUCAGCCGAUUCUAACGGGGAGAAUGCCUGCACCUCACUGCCCUCGGCCUGAUGCUCUGCCACAUCACCUUUUGGGACGAAAAAGCAUGUACAAGCAGUCCUCUGAAGGCGGUUACAGCACUUUAGGGUUAAGGCACCCUUUGUCACCUCAAUACAGACGUUGCCACAGAGAUGAGCACCUUAUCAGUGGCUGCCACAGGCAGCCAGGCCAAUGGCAGAGGGCAGAAGAUAGAGUGGUCGGGCACCCGGCAAUCCGGAGGGCUCACUCCUUCCACGCCCCUCAUAUUAGUCACUACGAGCUGGCGGAGGCAGAAGUCUUGCCACCUGACACAAUGUUUUAUGUUGAGCAGACGUCGAGCCAGGAAGUGCCCUACGAUAGGCUGAUUCAGACCGGCAUCCACCCUGUCCGGCAGCAUUUUGAGAACACACGUGCUGACUAUCGUUACAGCCCCUAUUCUGACAUGAACCCAGUAGAUGUCUCCGGCUACUAUGUAGAGCCCUGCCGGCAAAGCAGUGUCCGACACAGUCAGUCGUACACAAUGCGUUCCACAAGGGAAAGUGGACAGUCAGAUUACUACAACUACUCUCCUCACAAUGUUCCCCCUGUGAACAGGGAGCUUUACAUAGAAAGCAGGGACACUGUCGUUUACGAGGCACGAGAUGCAGACGUUUUGGAAAGAGUUGUAUAUCAACCAGUCAAGCAGGAGAGUCACUCGAGACGUAAAAACACCCAUCCGGCGGUGUCUCCGUACGAGAGCCCCAUCUCGCCGACUGACACAAGAAACCGAGACAUAAUGCACACGCGAAGCAAGUCAGACCCUGGAAACGCCUGCCUCCUCUCGGCCAACAGGACAGAAAGCCCAAAUGUUGGGGUAGCUCCAUCCCCAACUUCUCAACAGGCAGGUCUUGGUCACCGGUCAAGUGCGGAGCUGAGACCAGUCAGGCGGAUUCAGAUCAAAGAGAGCUCCUCACGGCAACCACCGCUUCGCAAAGUCCCCUCACUUCCAGAAAGGGGCUGUUCUAACCUCAAGAACAUGGAGCACAAUAACAGAAGCCACACACAGGCUCAUGACCAGGAUCGAUUUAUGAUGACCAACGCUGUCAAAAGUUACUCUGGUGUUGUGAAACCCGGCAUCCUCAGAAGGCCGGGGAGGUCGCAGAGCACUAGAGAAAAUCGUCACUACUAUCAAUACCAAGCCAAAUCCUCUCUGGAUCCUGAACAUCUGGGAUCUUUUUCCACUCAGCCCAACAGAAGGACUCAGAGCACUAAAGUCAGGCCCACGCAAUAUGGCCACAAGGAGGGGUAUUACGCAGCGCCCAGGCCUAAACCUACAAGAUCCGGUAAAGCUGCGGCUGGAUAUAUGGCUGGCCAGGGCUGCGUGUCUCCCCGCGGACACAGACUGAUGUCCAAGGUACUGGGUCAGGAAGCCUUUUAUCAUGCUGCACUGAGAUCAGAAGCCGGGGUCUAUGACUGAUUCUGACCACUGGUUUUAUCCGAUUCCACAUUGGGGCCAAAGGAGAACAGCACUUUAUCCUCCGCCAGACCGGCGGACUGUUGUGUUGAUAAUUUCUUUUAACCAUCUGGAGCUGCUAAAAAGUGGGAAGUGGGGCAGCUGCUCGGGCUCAUACUGUCUCGCCGUCACUGGCAGUUUCAUAUUUUGCAACGACUUUUGAGGGAGCUCAAAGGGAACGAGUGAAUCUUGUGCAGAGAUGGUCUUAAAUGUAUUUGAAAGAAACACUUAGAGAGGCACGUUUGAGAAAAUGAUGGCUUAUAUAUAUUUUAUUUAAUGUUAAAACAACAAGAGAUGCCAAGCUAAAGUUUUUGGUUUUAUUAAUAUGAUUUCAGUAUAGGAAGGUGUGUAAAAUAACAUUCAUUUUAAAUGUUUAAUAUUUGUAUAAAUAACACCGCUAACAUGUGGCCAAUGUACUGUACAUGUUGUUUUCUAUUCUAGUCGGCUCAGACCUUAAGCACUUUUGAGGAUAACUGUGUCUCCAUGUGGUGUACAUGAAGCCUCUUGAUUGAUAUACAGUAUUUUUUCUUCUUCUGUAUGCUUGCUUUGAAUCGUCAUUAAAUAAUAAAUUAGCACUUUGGGGGGGGGGGGGAGAAAUGGAAGAUGACCUCAUAGUUUCUAACUUUUUCCUUUGUUUCUUUAUCACACAUUGUAGAAGGCAGUCUUAAAAUAACAACGAGUACUAUGAUUUCUCUUAAGGUCAAAGCUACCAUGGCAAAAUGUGCUACCCAUAGAGUUAAUGCAAAUUAGCUCAUUCAGCUCAGUGAAAAAGUGUAUUUUGUGUGGCAUUGUGGUUUUGUCACAAAAAUGAACUUUUCCUUCCUCUUUUAGGGAACUUUUAACAAUGUGGUGUUUGACAUGAAAUAUGUUUUUUGAUUCAUUAAUUUCAAAUCCAAACACCUAGAUGGGAAUAUUCUGUUAUGAUAUGUUGAAUUUGUUAUUUCAGUGAGAGUCUUUAAAAAA
This is a messenger RNA of Etheostoma cragini (Arkansas darter), 6503 nucleotides long. RefSeq names its product Rho GTPase activating protein 32a (gene arhgap32a). NCBI's taxonomy places the organism in Eukaryota, Metazoa, Chordata, Actinopteri, Perciformes, Percidae. The coding region runs from base 327 to 5504 and encodes 1725 amino acids. The record is from RefSeq and is a predicted model, not a curated record. Gene Ontology annotation, biological process: small GTPase-mediated signal transduction. Gene Ontology annotation, cellular component: actin cytoskeleton; nucleoplasm; fibrillar center. Gene Ontology annotation, molecular function: phosphatidylinositol binding; protein binding; GTPase activator activity. The transcript is spliced from 21 exons.